CUCAUAUCUAUAUCGACUGUCUCACCUCGUUUAGGAGGGACUACGAAUAAGACCUCUCGGAGUUUUCCUGAGGCAGUCCUACGUUGCACGACUCACAUUAGAACCUGAAAUGCAGCUAAAAGCCCCACCAGGAUCGGCCCAGAACAAUGGUCUAAUGUCUAUGCACCUGUACUGGACCUUUUUAUGUCUGGGGCCACUCGGAUGCGCAUCCUGGCUCCAUUCACAAUGGCAAAUUCGUAUAUUGAGACCUCCGGGUUUCGCCUUCAAGUUCGCUGCUUUUCUCAUUGACCCGGAGUUGGCUUAAUCCGUAAGUUUACCAAUCUAGGAUGACUUUUUUCCCUCCUGUGAAUUCCACCUCUUCCCAGAGCGAAUAUGGACCAAAAGAAAAGGCAUUGGCUUUGAAGAUUAUCAUCGAAAUUCUGUCAUAUCAAUUAACGUCCCCAGUGCGAUGGGUCGAGACACAGCAGCAAUUGUUUCAAAGCGAAACAUGCGUCCAACGGUUCAUUGAAAUUGGGCCCCGUACCAUACUCUCAACUAUGGCGAAAAGGUCAGCCAACGUCCACUCGAACUCCCAUCUUUCAGGUAGAUGGUCAAAUCCAGAAUUCCUUUCGUAUCAUGGCAAUCGAUCAGAGGUCUUGUAUCAGUAUACGCCCACUCAGAUAUCGGAGCCACGCCCUCAAUGUCCCAAUAGUCGCAUUAUUGAGAAUUCCACGACUCCUAGUGCUCCGACACACCCUCUGUCUAGCUCCAACGGUCCGGAGAUAAGUGCGGUUCCUACCGCAGAUCUGUCUCUCCAAGCGAGUCAUGUUAUACUUUCUAUUAUUGCUCAGAAGCUUGGGCGCCGCUUCGAUCAAGUUCGGGUAGAAAGCACCAUUCGAGAUCUCUCUAAUGGGAAAUCUACUCUGCAAAACGAAUUGACUGGUGACCUCGUUGCUGAAUUCGGUCGAGUACCGGAAGGCAUCGAAGACAAGUCAUUAUCCACUCUGGGAGACUCACUGCAGGCAAAUUUUAGUGGAGUCCCUGGUAAAAUAAUGUCUUUACUGAUCUCCAGGCUGGUAUCGAGCAAGAUGCCGGCAGGGUUUAAUCAGAGCACCAUCCAGGAUUAUCUGAACUCACGUUGGGGUCUUACAAAGUCUCACGCCAAUAUCCCGCUCUGUUUUUCGACAACUAUGGAGCCUGUGAGUCGAUUAGGAAACGCCGAUGAAGCGCGCAAUUUUCUGGACGACUUGGUAAACCAGUAUGCAACCUAUCAAGGUAUAUCGCUCGUGCCGUCGAACCAUUCUACCGACAGUCACGACUCCCUUGGUCCAUCUAUGGUGGAUACAGCUAGUCUGAAUAUUCUCAACAAGCGGCAUUCCAAACUCUAUCGCGACCAGUUUGAUUCGUUAGCAAAGUACCUUGAUAUCGAGCCGUUUGCCUCGGAGCAGGGUUCCGCGGACUCAGCGGCGCGAAUCUCCGAUCUGGAAGCGACAAUAAACUUGCUGAAUGCGGAAUUUGAUGACAAUUUCAUCAAAGGUAUCCAGCCUAUUUUUAAUAUAAAACAAUUGCGCGAGUAUGAUUCCUGGUGGAACUGGUCUCGAGAGGAACUUGUCCGGCUAUUGAGCGAAAUUUCUCAAGACCCUUCCAUCGCACAUCACCCAGGGAUCAAGAGUCGCAUACAAGAUCUGAUGAGUAAGUGGGAUCACAGUUGUUCGGAUAUUGUUCUCGCUCAUCUAAAUGGGCUGCAAAGUCGGUCCAACAGCCCAUUCAAUAAACUUCGACUUGCUCUAGAACAGGCCAUUGCCUUAGGCAACCAGACUCUAUCGAUAGACCCUUUAUUUGUCUAUAAUAUUCCACCCAUGGGUCCUCGAACGAUUAUCACGGAGUGCGGGCGUCUUGAAUAUCACGAGAUCCCGCGGCUCAUCAGCCAUUAUCCUGAAGCUGUGGCCUCAGGGCGAACUUGUGAUGACGAUGACGACGUAGCUCCUUUCGUUCACAUCAAGACCAGGUCCGACGGAGGAGACUGGAAAUAUGACCCCAGAGCCACUAGUAUUUACCAUGCUGUGUUGGAUGUGGGUGUCACAACCGGCUUCACCUUUGCUCACAAAACAGUCCUGGUAACGGGAGCUGGUCCCACCUCCAUCGCAGCAAAUAUUAUUCAAGGACUUUUGAGAGGUGGUUCUCGUAUCAUCGUCACCACGAGUCGGUCUAUGUCGCAGAGCGCAGGAUUCUACCAGCAGAUGUAUCGCCAGUAUGGGGCAAAGGGAUCCUCCUUGGUGGUUUUGCCCUUGAACCAGGCGAGCAAGCAAGAUUGUGAAAUGUUAAUACAGCAUAUUUACGGGGCUGACUCUCCAACCGAUGGCGACUUGGAUUAUGUACUUCCGUUUGCCGCUAUCCCGCAAUCUGGGGAGCCGGACGGUUUGGGGAGCCAGCAAGAACUUGCGCUUCGGGCAAUGCUUGUCAAUAUUCUACGCAUUAUUGGUACUAUCCGCCGAGAGAAAGAACGGCGGCGCAUUGAGAAUCGGCCAACCACCGUUAUUUUGCCGAUGUCCUGUAAUGAGGGUACAUUCGGCGGUGAUGGGUUAUAUUCAGAGUCUAAAAUAGGGUUGAAGACCUUAUUCAAUCGUUUCUUCUCUGAGAGCUGGUCAAAGUAUUUGACAGUAUGUGGAGCGGUUAUUGGAUGGACAAGAGGUACUGCUAUAAUGCAAUCUUCAAAUUUUGUCGCGGAAGAAGUAGAAAAGUUGGGGGUUAUGACUUUUACUCAGCCCGAGAUGGCUUUCAAUAUUCUGACCUUGAUGACACCUGCACUGACUGCUUUAGCCGAGGAUGCACCGAUUUAUGCCGAUUUGACAGGAGGCUUGGAUUCAAUGUGGAACGUCAAAACACAUAUUUCGACGGCGCGAAAAGGAAUAUCUCACAGGCAUCUGCUGCAAAAGGCAAUAGCGGAGGAAAAUGCUCGUGAAGAGACUAUGUUAAGCAGCGCAUCUGAUACGAGACCAGAGCUGAUGUUACCAACUAAUACUCGACGGGCCAGACUUACCAUACCCUUUCCACUAUUAAGCGACUUGGGCGAGGGCUAUCCCAGUCUUGAGGGCAUGAUUGACCUUAGCCGUGUUACAGUGGUGGUAGGAUACUCUGAACUAGGACCAUGGGGAAGUGCUCGAACGCGAUGGGAGAUUGAGCAUCAGGGUGAAUUUAGUCUUGAGGGCUAUAUUGAGAUGGCGUGGAUCAUGGGUCUCAUAAAGCACGUCGAUGGGGAGGUUAAAGGCGAGCCCUAUGUCGGGUGGGUGGAUGCAGCGACAGGUUCGCCUAUACCGGACGACCGAGUGCCGCAAAAGUACCACCAACAUAUCAUGAGCCACUCCGGUUUGCGCCUAAUCAAACAAACCAAGAAAGAUAGCUAUGAUCCAUCACGGAAGGAGUUUCUUCAUGAAAUUGCAGUAGAAGAAGACCUGGCCCCGUUCGAGGCUUCAAAGUCUACUGCUGAAGCGUUGAAGUUACGGCACGGCGAUAAUGCCACCUUACUUCCCAUUGCGGACUCGGAUAACUAUCAAGUAUGCAUCAAGAAGGGUGCAGUUUUGAUGGUACCCAAGGCUGUUCCAUUUGAUCAAGUCGUCGCAGGAAGAAUUCCCGAUGGGUGGGAUCCUACUCGUUACGGGAUCCCUGAGGACAUUGUCCAGCAAGUAGAUGUGAUCACAUUAUAUGCACUUUGCUGUGUCUCGGAUGCAUUCCUAUCGGCUGGGAUCCAGGACCCCUACGAGAUAUACAAACACAUCCAUGUGUCUGAACUCGCCAACUGUCUUGGUUCCGGAGGUGGUCCAAUGAAGGUUAUUCAAAACAUGUAUCGCGACCGAUUUCUGGACCGCCAAAUGAGAGGCGAUAUAAUCCUUGAACAUUUUAUGAAUAGCAUGGGAGCUUGGGUGAAUAUGCUACUUCUAUCAGCUACUGGCCCCCUGAAGACGCCGGUUGGUGCAUGCGCUACAGCAAUUGAAUCUCUAGACAUUGGAUGCGAAGCUAUACAGUCCGGGAGAUGCAAGAUGGCCGUAGUUGGCGGCUGCGACGACUACGGCGAGGAGUUGGCAUUUGAGUUUUCCAAUAUCAAUGCGACAGCCAACAGCACAGAAGAGUUGGCUAAAGGAAGAAACCCGUCUGAUAUAUCUCGCCCGACAUCCAGCUCACGGAGCGGGUUCGCGGAAUCUGCAGGCUGCGGUGUACAGAUUUUGAUGAGUGCAGCACUUGCGAUAGAGAUAGGGCUGCCCAUCUAUGGGAUUGUCGCCUAUACUCAUAUGGCAAGCGACCAAACCGGCCGCUCUAUUCCAGCACCGGGGAAAGGUAUUUUGACCGCUGCGCGAGAGACCAGUCAGGCCAAACAAUCACCUCUACUAGAUCUCAAGCUCAGGCGCGCAGCUUUCGCCAGAGAAGUUUCUGAUAUCUACAGCUCUGCGAAUGCGGAAUCGAACCUCACUGGUCCAGGUGCGAGCAAUGCUAUCAAAAGUCGCGUCCGUGAUAUCCAAAACCGCUGGGGAAAUAACAUCCGUCAAUCCGAGCCAGGAAUUUCCCCAAUUCGAGCUAGCCUGGCCACUUGGGGACUCACUAUUGAUGAUAUCAACAUCGUUUCCAUGCACGGAACCUCCACCAAAGCCAACGAAGUGAACGAGGGCGAUGUCAUCAACACCCAAAUGGAGCACCUCGGUCGUCAAAAGGGAAAUCCGCUUCUUUCAGUUUGCCAGAAGUCUCUAACGGGACACCCAAAGGCUGGCGCUGGCGCCUGGCAACUCAACGGCUGUCUUCAAAUAUUGCGAGACAAUAUUGUCCCUGGAAACCGCAACGCUGAUAAUAUCGACAGCCAGCUACGGAAAUUUGAACACUUAGUGUACCCAAUGCAAUCCAUGAAGGUGGCAGAAGUCAAAGCAACUCUGCUCACAUCAUUUGGCUUUGGUCAAAAGGGAGCCAUGAGUAUCAUAGUUUCACCGAGAUACCUGUUUGCGGCACUUCCCGCAUGUGAAUACGACAGCUAUCGCACCCUUGUCACCAAACGACAGCAAUCAGCAAUCCCAACAUUCGUUUCUCGUAUAAUAAAGAAUGAUCUCGUACAGGUUAAGAGCCAUCCGCCUUGGCAUGACCCGGAAGCCAUGCGAGAUUUCUUCCUUGAUCCCACCAGCCGCGUCGUGGACGGACAAAUAUCGCACAAACAUGAAGCACCCUACAUUGCCGAAAAUGCCAUGGAUGCCCCUACGUCAGUAUCAGGAACACUACAGGGAAUACUCGAAACAAUAAACAGGUCUUCUGCUUCGGCAACAUCUGUCGGCGUCGACAUGGAGGAUAUCAGCAAUGUCAACAUCCAAAACACUUUGUUCGUUGAUCGCAAUUUCACACAGGCAGAGCGUGAAUACUGCUCCCAGGCAGCCAGCCCUCAAGCCUCCUUUGCUGGGCGUUGGAGCGCGAAGGAAGCUGUUUUCAAGAGCCUCCAAACCACGUCAGCUGGUCCUGGUGCUGCAAUGAAUGAAAUCGAAAUUCUUAAUGAGCAAGGCAUCCCGAAAGUCGUUCUCCAUGGUCACGCCCAAGAAGUUGCGGACUCAAACGGGAUCGCCAAUAUCGAGGUCACGAUUAGCCACUGCGAUAAUACCGCGAUCGCUGUCGCCUUAGCUAGCAAGAGGAACCACAGUACUGAGUAGAUUAAGAUUAUUCCAGUCCUAUCUACGUAAUUAAAAAUUAACGUUUCCGCCCAGAAAGGAUACAUCCAAGAGUACAACCAUGACAGAAAUUUUCAUGUCCAACA
Aspergillus versicolor CBS 583.65 is the source of this 5758-nucleotide messenger RNA. RefSeq lists its product as uncharacterized. The transcript is spliced from 5 exons. The coding region runs from base 327 to 5654 and encodes 1775 amino acids. The record is from RefSeq and is a predicted model, not a curated record. Gene Ontology annotation, molecular function: 3-oxoacyl-[acyl-carrier-protein] reductase (NADPH) activity; 3-oxoacyl-[acyl-carrier-protein] synthase activity; holo-[acyl-carrier-protein] synthase activity. Gene Ontology annotation, biological process: long-chain fatty acid biosynthetic process. NCBI's taxonomy places the organism in Eukaryota, Fungi, Ascomycota, Eurotiomycetes, Eurotiales, Aspergillaceae. Gene Ontology annotation, cellular component: fatty acid synthase complex.